Molecule: messenger RNA, 1269 nt
Organism: Bactrocera tryoni
Lineage: Eukaryota; Metazoa; Arthropoda; Insecta; Diptera; Tephritidae
Product: clavesin-1
Exons: 4
Coding region: 199-1080 (293 amino acids)
Cellular component (GO): membrane
Molecular function (GO): phosphatidylinositol bisphosphate binding
Source: RefSeq, a predicted model, not a curated record
GAUGUGGAAGUGUAAAUACGCCAUACUUGUUUAGUACUUUUAAACCGUUGAAUUUCAAAAGCGCACAUCAAAAACUAACGCCCUCAAUUGGAGUGUGUACCCUAGAAGAGUGCGCAUAAAAACAAACAAACGUGAAACGUAAAUUGUUUACAAUUACAGUUACCAACCAACAACAAAAGCAAACACACAUCACAUAACAUGUCGAAUGCGAACAGCGAGGAAGCGUUCAAUAUACGCAUUGGUUACUUGAAACCCGAAACGGUAGAGAUCGCCAAAAAUGAGCUGCGCGAGACGCCCGAAGUCAAAGAGGCCGCGAUCAAGGAGCUGCGCGAACUCCUGCAUGCUGCCACAGAUAUUAAUUACAAAGAUGACGAUGAAUUUCUAGUGAUAUUUCUACGUGCUUGCCAUUUCUAUCCACAGAGCGCGCUCGAAAAGAUGCGCACAACAGCCGCUUUCCGCAAAGAUAAUGCCGCGCUUGUCCAUGGUCUACUCAUAGAACAGCUCAAGGAUAUAUUCAUACAAUACGGUAUUGUGAAUGUUUUGAAGAAUUGCGAUCAGCAUGGACGUCGUGUAAUGAUUGUGAAUUGUGGUGAACUAUGGGAUCCCAAUUCGGUGCCGUCCGAUGAUGUUUUCCGCAUGUUGUAUAUGGUGCAUAUUGCCGCCCAACUCGAGCCGGAAACACAAGUGCGCGGUGUCGUAUGCAUAAUGGACUUUGACGGGCUGUCAAUGAAGCAGGUCAAAGCUCUGUCGCCCACUUUCUCGAAACGUCUACUCACCUUUAUACAGGAUGCUAUGCCGCUGCGUAUGAAGGAGGUGCAUUUUGUGAAACAACCUUUCAUCUUUAAAUUGGUGUGGGCGCUCUUCAAGCCAUUCGUACGCGAGAAGCUCAACAAGCGGAUGCAUUUCCACGGUAGCGAUAUGAAGUCACUGCAGAAGUUCCUCUCGCCUGAAAUCCUGCCCGAAAACUACAAAGGUACACAACCGAAAAUCGAUUACGGCGGUGCCGAUUGGUUCACGCCGCUAGAGAAACAUGCCGAUUUUGUUAGAGAAUGGUCUGAGCUGGGUCCAGCGAAGUGGUAAACCAAUGAGUAUCACAGCGUGCAAUACUUGCUACAACCAAAGGCUGUACAUUCCUUCUCUCUCUCUCUCUCUCUCUCGCUUGCUUGAAGAACAAAAACUAAACAAAUGCAAAAAUUUGUUUGUUGAGAAAAAAAAAAUACAUUAAACGCCGGCUUUUGCUAAAUAUGCGUCUUUCACAUACACAUGUAA